Molecule: messenger RNA, 420 nt
Organism: Populus nigra (black poplar)
Lineage: Eukaryota; Viridiplantae; Streptophyta; Magnoliopsida; Malpighiales; Salicaceae
Product: transcription factor TCP4-like
Exons: 2
Coding region: 1-420 (139 amino acids)
Biological process (GO): regulation of secondary shoot formation
Cellular component (GO): nucleus
Molecular function (GO): DNA-binding transcription factor activity; sequence-specific DNA binding
Source: RefSeq, a predicted model, not a curated record
AUGGGAGAGAGCCACCACCAAGCAGCAACAUCGUCUAGAUUGGGGAUAAGCAACACAGUGGGAGAGAUUGUGGAGGUCCAAGGAGGCCUCAUUGUUCGGCCUACAGGAAGAAAAGACCGCCACAGCAAGGUCUGUACAGCCAAAGGCCCCAGAGACCGCCGCGUCCGGCUCUCAGCCCACACUGCUAUCCAGUUCUACGAUGUGCAGGACCGCCUCGGCUACGAUCGUCCCAGCAAAGCUGUCGAUUGGCUCAUUAAGAAAGCCAAGACCUCCAUAGACGAGCUCGCAGAACUACCCGCAUGGGAUUCAACCACAGCGGGCUUCACCCCCAAAACUAUACAAGCUCUCCUGGAUUUUACAUUUGCAUUUAGAUCAGGUUGUGAGGAAUCCGAAGGUCAUGGUCUGUCAUUCUUGGCGUAA